This is a messenger RNA of Staurois parvus, 630 nucleotides long. Lineage: Eukaryota; Metazoa; Chordata; Amphibia; Anura; Ranidae. The record is from the annotation of a GenBank genome assembly.
UGCCGGUUAUCGGCAUUUCUCUCCUCACAAACUGUCACACUGACAGCUCGAGAGGAGAGGAGAGCCGGUAAUCAGCAUUCCUCAGAGGGGACAUGUACACUGAUCAUCAGGGCACUGAUGAUCAGUGUAGCCCCAGCAGUGCCACCUGUCAGUGUCCAUCAAUGCCAGCUGUCAGUGCUCAUCAAUGCCACCUGCCAGUGCCCAUCAGUGCCUGAUCAAUGCCACAUAUCAGUGCCUACCAGUGCACAUCAAUGCCUCAUAUCAGUGCCCAUCUGAGCUGCCUUUCAGUGUCACCUAUCAGUGCAAGUGAGUGCCACCUAUCAAUGCCAGUCAUUGCCACCUAUCAGUGCUGCCAAUCAGCGCCACCUCUUAGCGCCUGUCAGUGCCGCCUAUCAGUGCCAGUCAGUGCCGCCUAUCAGUGUGCAUCAGUGCCGCCUAUCAGUGCUCAUCAGUGCUGCCUAUCAGUGCCACCUAACAGUGCCAUCUGUGCCGCCUAUCAGUGCCCAUCAGUGCAGCCUAUCAGUGCCCAUCACUGCAGCCUCAUUAGCGCACAUCAGUGAAGGAGAAAAAUCACUUAUUUACAACAUUUUAUAACAAAAACUAAGAAAAAACAUUUAUUUUUUUCAAAAU